CAGGCAACCGCUUUUAGUUCAGUGACUCUGUUCAUCAUGUCUACCUUCGAAGGGGAAUUCCAAGACAUAAAUGAAGUUCAACUGCAAUUCAUAAAAAAUGUGAUCGAAGAAAAAGGUUUCAAAGACAGCAAAGUGGUAAUUGCCCCCGCCGGAAUAGCAGGAGACAACUAUGCAGCAAAUGUGAAAAGAAUCAAGGUCGAAGGUGAAAAUGGACAGUUAUCAAUUAUUGCCAAAAUAGCCCCAACUAAUGAAAUAGUUCGGAAACGUGUAAAUGCCAAUACCAUGUUUGGUAAUGAGCAUAUAAUUUACACAGAAUUCCUGCCAAAAUUGAUUCAACUGCAGAAACAAGUUGGAACACCAGACGAGGACCUAGUUAAAUUCCCACAAUGCUACGGAACUUACGUCGAAGCACCCAACGAAGUUAUUCUUCUUGAAGAUCUUAAAGAGUUAGGUUUCUCUAUGCAAGACAGACUUAACUCACUUUCUGAUGAAAGCGUGACCAGUGUAUUGAGAAAUUUAGCGAUCUACCACUCCUUGUCUUAUGUUUUGAAAAGUAAGGAACCUGAUACCUACAACUAUUUCAAAGACAACCUAAGAGACAUGUGGGGAGCUAUGGCUGAGCUACCUGAAGAAGAACUCGCUUACUUUAGCCAACUUGAAGAAUUUAUCAUGCAAAUGGUAGCUGAUCCAGAAUAUAAUAACCUGAUAAAGAACAGAGUUAGAGAAAUCGCACCACGAGCUGCUAAAAUGUCGAAAUUUGAAAAUGGUAGUCGAUUCGCAGUUAUUCAACACGGUGAUGCUUGGACAAACAAUAUUAUGUUCAAAUUCGAUGGCGAGACAUUAAAGGAAUCCAUCUUAAUAGACUACCAGGUAGCGAAGAACGCCAGCCCAGCAAAUGACCUUCUAUACAUGAUCUUCAACUGCACCGACCAUGAGAUCCGACUGAAGAACUUCUACAACUGGUUGGACUACUACCACUCAGAGCUAGACAAGUCCUUGUCAAACUAUGGUCUGAAAGCCAACUACGUUUACCCAAGGGAUCAGUUGGAUGCGGAUUUGAAGAGGUACGGUAAAUUGCAGUUUGGUUGCUCAUUGCUUUUAUGCAGUGUGCUAUCAGCCAAGCCCGAAGAAGCAGCUAAGUUUAAAGAGUCCAUGGAAAACGAAAGUCUUGAAGACUCAAUGGAUCCGAUGAAAAAUUUGCAAGUGGAAACAAUGGAACGUAUUAAAAAGAAGAUCACUGGUGUUAUUGAGAGCUUCAUUGAAUUCGGUUUGUUGUAAAUUGUACGUGAAGAGUUUACUUACGUUAUUUUAUUUAUAUUAUUAAUUAAUAAACUUAAUUAAUUGUUGUGCCUA
This is a messenger RNA of Spodoptera frugiperda (fall armyworm), 1353 nucleotides long. RefSeq lists its product as uncharacterized. The transcript is spliced from 2 exons. Lineage: Eukaryota; Metazoa; Arthropoda; Insecta; Lepidoptera; Noctuidae. The record is from RefSeq and is a predicted model, not a curated record. Bases 37 to 1278 code for a protein of 413 amino acids.